UUGCAUCGUUUCACUCACGAGAAAGUGUUGGACUUGGAAUAUCACGACCUAAGUUAGAAUGCUGUUGCGGAGAAUCAAAUCAACCUGAACUCUAAAUAAGUUGUGAUGUAUUUACUAUUUUUUAUUGUUUUCAGUUAAUAUAAGUUUUGGGAACCAGGUUUUUCCAUCGUCCCUACUGGAACAACAAGAGACUCCAUCAUCAUGUCGAAAAGGACAAAGUGGGAUACUAUAGGAAAUUCAGAUGACUCAAAGAAACUGCCGAUUUAUCAACACAAGGCUUCCCUUCAACAAGCGGUCAAGGACAAUUCUUUCCUGGUUGUCACUGGCGAGACUGGCAGUGGGAAAACCACUCAACUUCCCCAAUACUUGCAUCAGGCAGGAUUUUGGAGGGAUGGCAGGAUUGGCGUCACCCAACCUCGGAGAGUGGCAGCCAUCACCGUAGCACAGAGGGUAUCUCAGGAGAUGCGCUGUAGUCUGGGCAGAGAGGUCGGGUACCAAGUGCGCUUUGAUGACUGCACGACAGAGGACACGGUGGUGAAGUACAUGACAGAUGGCUGUCUGUUGAGAGAGAUCCUUGCAGAUCCGGUUCUGUCUCAGUACAGUGUGAUUGUUCUGGAUGAAGCCCAUGAAAGAAGCCUGAACACUGACAUUUUGCUGGGUCUGUUGAAGCAGACUAUUUCCCCUACAGAUAAGGCCUCCAAGGGUCGCUCUGUCCCCCUCAAGGUGGUGGUGAUGUCAGCCACCCUGGAGACCGACAAGCUUUCUGUGUUUCUGGGAGGCUGUCCUGUCUUUACCAUCCCUGGAAGAACCUUCCCUGUUAUUUCCAGGUUUGGCUGUGCCAUUGGACAGAAAGAUACCGAGAGCACUGUUUACCUUAAAGAGGUUGUCAAGGUAGCUUUGGAUGUGCACACUUGUGAGAUGUCUGGGGAUAUCCUGGUGUUUUUAACAGGGCAGUCUGAGAUUGAAAAGGCAUGUGACAUGCUGUAUGAGAAGGCUGAGUCCAUAGAUUACCGUUACGAUGUGCAGGACCGCACAGUGGAGGGACUACUGAUCCUGCCCUUGUAUGGUUCCAUGCCCACUGAUCAGCAGAAGCAGAUCUUUCAGCCUCCCCCACCAGGUAUAAGGAAAUGUGUGGUCGCCACCAACAUUGCAGCAACAUCCCUAACCAUCGAUGGAAUAAAGUAUAUUGUUGACAGUGGGUUUGUGAAGCAACUCAACCACAACUCAAGGGUUGGCAUGGACAUACUCGAAGUGGUUCCAAUUUCAAAGAGCGAGGCCCAGCAAAGGGCAGGCCGGGCAGGGAGAACCUCCGCCGGGAAGUGCUUCCGGAUCUACAACCAGGAGUUCUGGGAGAAGUGCAUGCCAGACUACACCGUUCCAGAGAUCCAGAGGACCAGUCUCACUUCGGUCAUCCUCACACUCAAGUGCCUGGGAGUUCAUGAUGUCAUUAGGUUCCCUUACCUGGACCGUCCAGAGGAGAGGUUCAUCAUGGAAGCAUUAAAACAGCUUUACCAGUGUGACGCCAUUGACAGGAGAGGUAAAGUGACCCUGCUUGGUGGGCUGAUGGUAGAGUUCCCCCUGCCACCAGGGCUGACCCGGGCCCUUCUCCAGGCUGCCACCCUGGGCUGCGAGGACCUGCUGCUGCCUGUGGCUGCAAUGCUGUCUGUGGAGAACAUCUUCAUCAGACCAGGACACCCGGCUAAGCAGAAGGAGGCGGAUGAGAAGCACCGGAUGCUGGCAGCACAGGCGGGCAGCUGUAACGACUUCACCAUACUUCUUAGUGUGUUUGAGAAAUGCAAGGCCAGUGAUGAUCCGUCAGCUUGGUGUAAAGCGCACUAUAUACAUUGGAGGGCGCUAAAGUCAGCCUUCAGUGUGGAGGCCCAGCUCAGAGAGAUUCUCCUACGACUGCGACAGAAGAGAGAUUUCCCUAUGGAGAAGUUUGAUGGCAAUAAAAGUGAGCUGUUCAGGAGAUGUCUCUGCGCAGGUUACUUUACUAACGUGGCUAGAAGGUCAGUUGGCAAGGUUUUUACCACAAUGGAUGGGCAUGGAACCAUGGUUCACAUUCAUCCAUCAUCAACGCUUUUUGACCAAGAGGGCCAGCUGGACUGGGUGAUCUUUCAUGAUGUGCUGGCCACCUCACGGGUUUACAUUCGGACGGUGUGCCCCAUCCGCUAUGACUGGGUAAAGGACUUGCUUCCGAAGCUCCACGAGGUGGAUGUGUACGAUUUGAGCAGUGUUGCUAGACAGGAGGUGACUGACGAGGAGAUGGCCAAAUGGGAAACCAAGGAAGCCGCUAAAAGACAAACAGGAGGGUCUACAGAAGAUUAUUUUAAAAAACUGGAGAAGCGGAAUGAUGAAAGCUCUGUGAAUAAUGCACGUGCUCGCUACCUGCAGAGAAAACAGGAGCGGCAACAAAGCAAAGCAUCUUGAGAGUGGACAUUGGAAACGUAUCCUCAGGGGAAGAAGCACUCCAUUAUUGGACUUAACAAGACAAAAGAAUCUCCUCUCAGGGUUAUAAUGUCUUUAAUAAUUAAACUGCACAUGCAAUUUUC
This is a messenger RNA of Esox lucius (northern pike), 2552 nucleotides long. It is a transcript of the gene dhx40, whose product is annotated as DEAH (Asp-Glu-Ala-His) box polypeptide 40. The coding region runs from base 202 to 2430 and encodes 742 amino acids. NCBI's taxonomy places the organism in Eukaryota, Metazoa, Chordata, Actinopteri, Esociformes, Esocidae. The transcript has 17 exons. The record is from RefSeq and is a predicted model, not a curated record. Gene Ontology annotation, molecular function: RNA binding; ATP hydrolysis activity. Gene Ontology annotation, cellular component: intracellular anatomical structure.